Nezara viridula (southern green stink bug) is the source of this 4752-nucleotide messenger RNA. Lineage: Eukaryota; Metazoa; Arthropoda; Insecta; Hemiptera; Pentatomidae. The record is from the annotation of a GenBank genome assembly.
AGGAUGGCCACCUACUGCAGGAUCACAGGCAAGAGCCGCGGCCUCCCCAAGCCCAACUACUUUCCACUUCUGCCUCCUAUAUCACCAGCGGACGCCAAGCGAUUCUGCCGCAUUACUGGAAAAGCUUACGGUCUGCCCAGCCAUCAUUAUAUCCCCGUACUUGUCGGUAAGCCCAGAAACAGAAAACAGUCUAAGCCACACAUCAUCAUCAACGGCUACAAGUACUUUUUCCCAUGCCUCCAAGAUGCCCCUAAUCUCCAAGAAAUCUUAGAAACUAAAACUAAAAAUGGUAAAAAUGCUCAAUACGUUUACACUGUGAAGGAAAAGAAAUGUAGUUUAGUUUUUACCGCUGAAUUAGAGGCUGCAGUUAGAGAUGGAGAUGUUCGUGACGUGAUGCUGGCUAAAGACAACGAUACCGUUCUUUUGAAGUUGAAGCAAGGUGAUGUUUCUCUUGAAAUGAAAGAGAUCGAUGUUGAAGAUCUUUCUUGUGACCUAUAUGAAGGGGAAGGAGUAGCUAUUCGUAAGGACAAUACAACUACCGGACGUAUAAGAAAGAUUUUUGAGGACAAAGAAAUAGUCGAUGAACCUGUAGUUCAAAAGAAACCCAAAAAAGAAAUGAGGAGCUGGAAACGAGCUGAGAUAUCAAAAGUAAAAAUUCCUACAGUAUCGUUUGAAUCUUGGGUGUGGGAUCAGUUUGAAGAAACUGGAGCUUCACCUGUUAUCACGAGAUUACCGACGCCGGUUUCUGUUGCUCCUAUCAGUUUGGAUUUGAGCCAAUCUAAGCCAGGACUGAUACAACAGCCUUACAUGACUGAAUCGUAUAUUGGCUUGGAACCUGCUUCGGUCGUUGCUCCUUUUAAGCCUUUAAUUAUUGAACCAGAUUCAGUUGUUCAAGAACGAUUGAAAUCUUUGUCUAAUGAAGAACUUGCAAAAACGAUGAAACCCGAAAUCCUUUUGGACAAAGAUUUGCUCCCACGCCUAGAAGAGAUAUCGCAGAUCACCCCCUUGCUCGAUAAAGGUUCGAUUACAUUAUUCGAAAAUGGUGGAGAGACUGUAGAGGGUGUUGUUAUAGAUAUUGACGGUAAGAAGCGAAUAGUCGUAGGUCAAGAAUUGGUAACGGAAGACGGAAAAUUAUUUGUUCCUGGGCAAACGAUUCUCACCCCCUGUGGACACAGUUUCGUUCCUGGUUUUGUAAUAGAAUCCGAACAAGAAUGUAAAAUUGUUCCAGGAGAGAUAUUUGUUGUUGAAGGGAAAAAGGUGUUUCUUACUGGUACGACAACACUUACUAACGCGGGUGAAAAGUUUGUCCAAGGUCAAUUUAUGUCCACACCCGAAGGAACAAAGUUCGUUCCAGGACAAACUGUGUACUCUAAAAAUGAAUUGCGAUUUGUAGCCGGCCAGAUAACUGCAGAUGAUAGAUUUUUACCAGGCUUAACUACGACAACCUCGGAGGGUACGGAAUUCAUUCCAGGACAAUACGUAAUAGUUGAUGGUAAAAAAAGCUUUGUUCCGGGCCAGAGUAUUUGGACUGAAAAGGGAUGGGAGUUCAUGCCUGGAAAAACAGUUGUUACUGAGGAAGGGAAAAAAUUUGUGCCUGGGAGAGAGACGUUAGAAGGCUUCAUGCCAGGCCAAUUCGUAAUAGAAAAUGGUAAGUCCAUUUUUGUACCUGGCAAAACAGUUGAAGAAGAUAUUUUGAAAUUCGUACCUGGCAUGACAGUUGAAACCAAAGACGGUUCUAAGUUUGUACAAGGUCAAAUUGUAACAACAGAUUCAGGUCAGAAAUUCGUUCCAGGAAGAACUGAAAUUUUAGAUGGUGAAAUAGAAUUUGUAUCAGCUAAAAAUACAGACGAAAUACUGUUUCAAAAUACUAAAUAUAUCGAAAAAAGUACUCAAGUUUUUUCGGAAGGAGUUUUUGGCCAUAUGGUGCAAUCUAAGCUUGGUGUUGAAUUUUUUCCUGGUUCAGCGGUCGGGCUUCCGGCUGGAAAAGUGGUGCCAGGAAAACUCACUAGAGGAGAAGAAGUCAAAUUUGUGCCAGGUCUUAUUAUCGAUGGUGUAUUCGUACCAGGCCAAGUUGUUAUGACUGAUUCAGGAAAAGAAUUCAUCCCGGGACAAGUAAUUGAAACCUCAGAAGGUCCAAAAUUCGUACCAGGCCAAAUAAUACAGUGUAAAGGUAUUUCAAAAUUUGUUCCUGGGCAAACAGUGCAGACAGCUGACGGACCUAAAUUUGUACCCGGACAGAUCGUGGAAACUAAAUCCGGUCCAACUUUUAUUCCGGGACAAGUAAUUUAUACAGAAGAGGGAGGUUCGAAAUUCGUUCCUGGUGAAGUAGUAGAGACGUCAGAGGGACCGAGAUUCGUUCCCGGAAGAGUUGUUGAAGCUGGUGAUCACGUCACUUUUGUACCAGGUCAAGUUGUAGAAACGAAUGAUGGCCUGAAAUUCAUCGCUCCGGAUCUUAUUGGUGACAGCGAGGAAGAUCGUGAAUUUACUGUUCAAGGAUUCGAGAUAAGUCCAGAAGAGCUUGGGCUUCUUCAGCCUAGAUCAUGUGUCCCAUCAGUGAAAUCGUGGGAAAUGUCAAUUGACUCGAAAAUGUUACGCCAACUUUCUGAGGCAGGUAUGGGGAUAGGUAGACAAGUGAGCAUCGAAGUACCUGCUGUCGAUGUCAAAACUGCCCCAGCAAUGUCAGCAGCUUGUGUUCUUUCUAAAAAACUUGCUCUAGACCCAGUGACCACUCUGAAAAUAAGCCAGAUAAUUGUUGCUGUAGUUCAGCUGGGUAAACUAGGAGAAAUUCCAGGAUCCUCUGAGGAAUGCAACACAUUAAAUAGAAUCUUAGAAAGAGUAGUUCAUUGCAAAAACGACGAAGAGGCUUACAAAUUAAUAUCAAAUAUUAUUGAGAAAGAAUUUUCCUCGAAUAUGUUACAAAGCGUAGAUAAGCUCCAUUCGUAUAUAACUUCUAAAGAAUCGCCAUUAAAAAGACUAAACAAGUUAAAUAUUCUCAAGGAACUACUCAACUGUCAUUCAAAACCAUUAGAAGUCAUAGACAAAUUAAAUAUUAUUUUAAAAGAUGAAGAAGGCACUGUUUGUUGUGCGUUACAAAAAUUAUCGGAAACAUCUCCUGAAAUAGUUCCAUUAAUAAUGGAAAGAUUAUCGGACAGUAUUGAAUCAUUAGGGACGGAGAGGGAAGUAGUGGAUAUUUUACACAAAAUUAUAGUUUCGGCUGUUCGCGAAGCUUCUGAAAUGAAUAUAGUAGAUCUUCUUAAAGAUACGGAAAACCUAAAUUUAAAAUCUCUUAUAUUAGAAGCUGUGGGAUUGGCAAAAGCGCUCGAUAUGCAUGACACAGCUGUAGCUCUUUUAGGAAUACUUUCGAAUCCAAAAUGUACUGAUAUUCUGGCAGGAGAUCGGUUAACUUUGGAAAUUCUUCGAAGGCUUACAGUAAUGAGGCAACUUGCUGCACGUAAGCCCGAAUUGAUAGCUGCUCUAAAGAAGCUCCAUAUGGACCCCUACGGUGCAAGGAGUGAUCCGUCCCUGAGACAGUUGGUACGGGAGAGUGGUGCACUCCUGGUAGUUCCUGAAGACGGGAUAUCAUCAAAGAGUGUACCAACUUCCUUAUUCUUUUCGCAAAACUCUCUAGCGAUGGAAGAAUUCUUGACUCGUACUAAACGGAUCUACAGUAUCUUAGUAAUCAUCAAAAACGGGAUCCAAGCUGUCAUACCGAGAGAAGCUGCCCACUCAGUACUGACCGGUUCUGUUCCCUACGUCGUCUUAGACGAAAAAGGUCUUCAUCACUUCCAACCUAAACAUGUAUUCAGUGCCUUGAAAUUACCGAAAAUCGCUACUCAUUGGUUUUCGUCUUAUAAAUGUGAAAUGGUUGAUGCACCUCUAAAAAGUAUAAUCGAAACCUAAUAGAGAAAGUGCUGUGAUAAAGAAUUUUCUUAAACUUUAAAUAUUUUUUAUUUUGUAUAAUUAUUUUCAGUAUAUUCUGCAUUUUAGGUAAUGUUAAUAUGAAACAGCUUAUUAUAUGAACCUCGCACUCUGCAGCCUUAACAAUUUUUUUUUUUGUACUAACCAAUAAUUUACUUUAGGUAUACCUUUAGAUCGUUACCUUCAUGUUAGCUUUAAAACUCUUGGCUGUGAUCGGAUUAAUUGUAUAUUGAAUCGAGUGCCAUAGAUAAUGGUGAGAUUUAUUAGGGACCAACUCUUUGGCAAACUGUACUAUUAAGUGUCAGGCGUAUUCUAAAAUAAACUCUUCCUCUUUUAUGACAAUAGAGUUCAUUCACCCAGUCUUCCAUUUUCUUUUCAAUAUUUCGUUUAUUAAAUGAAAAAUAUUAUGAUCGAUCAAUAAUAUAAAUUAUAAGUUUCACGUGACUUCAUUUAAAACAAUACUUAUCCAUGUCUAGGUUAGCCAUUUUGCCAAAGAGCCUAUCAUUAUUAGAAUAUUGUAAAUAAAGUGCUCGAUGUUCCUAGUGACUGACUUAAAUCGUCAUUUAACAGAUGCCUCGUGAGGUAGCUGACAUCGUAUGGUUGUAUUAGGCGUGUGUUUUACUACCAUGAGUUAUUAAACUAAAUUUUAGUUGUUGUUUUUUUAAUUAUUGUUUUCAAUUCCAUUGCGUUGCCUGGAAGUCGAAUAUAUUUUUUUUAUAUAUAUUGUUAUCAAAAACGAUUUUCGUUAUAACUAUAAAACAUAUUAAUUCUACACAGUUGGUUUAAUGUUUCGAUUUCUACUUUGUGAAACAUUGCUUGUUGUUUGAUUUAGAC